Molecule: messenger RNA, 1027 nt
Organism: Populus nigra (black poplar)
Lineage: Eukaryota; Viridiplantae; Streptophyta; Magnoliopsida; Malpighiales; Salicaceae
Exons: 1
Coding region: 132-758 (208 amino acids)
Source: RefSeq, a predicted model, not a curated record
ACUCCCCAAAAGCCCCCUUAGAAAAGAAAAGCAAAGCAAAGAAAAUCUCCUUGUCCGUCUCCCUCUCCCUCUCCCUCUCCCUCUGUCUCCUCAACUAAGAAAAAAAUACUGCAAGCCUUUAUUCUUCAACAAUGGCAGCCGCUUCUUCACAGUCGAGAAGAUCAAGCGGUCCUGUCUUGCGAUCUCUAUCACCCCGUCGAGGAUUACAAACGCACUAUAAUAACAGCUUGUCUUCUUCAUCAGCUUCUGCUUUUGCUUCCUCCACAAGUUCGAGUUUUUAUUCUCCACCAUCCACAUUUUUUCAGAAUUCUCAUCAACGAUCAGCGUCCCCGACUCGUGUCAAUCUUUACUCAACAUCUCCUCUCUCGCCCUCUUUUCGUUUCUCUAUUGACCGAUCCAUCUCUCCUAAUCGGUCAAUAUCCGUUUCGAAAAAGAAUCAUAGCCAUCCGAUCUCGGCUCCGAAGAGAACCUGCAUGUGCUCGCCUACAACUCAUCGAGGCUCGUUUCGGUGUAGUCUGCAUAAAAACACUCCGAGCUCGGCCAAUCCGGCGCCGUUUACUCCAAACCGGUUGAAUAUGCGGCGGUCUGCGAUGACGAAUUCGCUGGUUAGAAUCGGUGGCGUUGAAGGCGAGUGGGUGAAGAGAGCGUUGACAGCUUUGAUCAGGCCUUCAUCGCAUCAGCAACGGAGGAGAGGCGCCUUCCAGCCGCGGCCUAGUCGGUUAUCGAUCAUAUCAAACGCCGAUGAUGAGAUUUGUUGAUUUUGACGGUUUCAGUUACAGGUUGGUGUACAUGGUUUCUUUCAUAUUUUUUUGCGGCCAUGGUGUGCAUAGCCGAGUCAACUCGCUCUGGACGGUGUCGGAUCUGCGGGAGGUGGACGCAUGAGAUCCACAACGAGUCGGUAACUGGCGGCCGAGCUAGAGACUGAGUGAGCUCGGAAGAGUUAGAUUUUGUGUUGGACUUUAGAUUGGAAGGGAAUCCUUUUCAUUGUACAUAUCAAUUGCUAUGGAAGGAGAUUUUGGGACUUAAA